CUUGUUGGUGCAGCAUUUGUUAAUUUGGCCACUACAACCAUGUGGUGGGGUUGUAGUGGCUCUCUAGGUUUAAUAAUCCUGGUGAUUCUUGGGUUAUGUCACGGGCAAGCAGACUUCUGGAAAGCUAGCACAGAAGCCAUUCAGUAUCGCUAUAACUGCAGAGACCAUGGUUUGCAAUUGCUUGUCUACCCCCGUCAUGGCCAAGAGGUCCGCUUUAAAGUUGUGGAUGAAUCUGGGAAAAUCUUUGAAGUUGCCAAUUGUCCCAUCUGUCGUCACUUGAUCAUGUCAGAUAAUAGGACAGUUGCCUUCUUUGCUGGCUAUGGUGGUUGCGGUGUAAUAAAGAAGGAUGGCAUACAUCAGUUGAAAGUCCAUUUAGAGGAACUAACAAACAACCGAACAGUAGCUGCUCAUGACAUCAACAUGAUCUGCCCCAAUGUCAAAACCCCAGAGAACAACAUGCGCCAUGUGAACCAGCCUCAACCUGUUCUAGUGCACACAGGAGGGUCUCACCUAGCUCAGGUGCACCCUGGGCAGUCCCAGCCUGGUGGUCUUCUCCCACACCAGCCCAGUCAACUGCGUCCAGGGCAAUCUCACACUGGUCAACUUCUCCCACUCCUGCCUGGCCAAGUAUACCCAGGACAGGUGCCCCCAGGAGAGUCUCAGCCUAGUCUCGUGCGCCCAUCCAUCCAGGACAGUUGCGCCCAGGAGAGUCCCAGCCAGUGCGCCCCAUCCAUCAAGGCCAGUUCACCCAGGAGAGUCUCAGCCCGGCCUAGUGCGCCCCAUCAAGCCAGGCCAGGUUCGCCCAGGAGAGUCUCAGCCCGGCCUAGUGCCUCCCAUCCAGCCAGGACAGGUUCGCCCAGGAGAGUCUCAGCCCGGCCUAGUGCCUCCCAUCCAGCCAGGACAGGUUCGCCCAGGAGAGUCUCAGCCCGGCCUAGUGCCUCCCAUCCAGCCAGGACAGGUUCGCCCAGGAGAGUCUCAGCCCGGCCUAGUGCCUCCCAUCCAGCCAGGACAGGUUCGCCCAGGAGAGUCUCAGCCCGGCCUAGUGCGCCCCAUCCAGCCAGGACAGGUUCGCCCAGGAGAGUCUCAGCCCAGCCUAGUGCACCCAUCCAUCCCGGCCAGGUUCGCCCAGGAGAGUCUCAGCCCGGCCUAGUGCGUCCCAUCAAGCCAGGCCAGGUUCGCCCAGGAGAGGCUCAGCCCGGCCUAGUGCCUCCCAUCCAGCCAGGACAGGUUCGCCCAGGAGAGGCUCAGCCCGGCCUAGUGCCUCCCAUCAAGCCAGGCCAGGUUCGCCCAGGAGAGGCUCAGCCCGGCCUAGUGCCUCCCAUCCAGCCAGGACAGGUUCGCCCAGGAGAGUCUCAGCCUGCCCUAGUGCCUCCCAUCUAUCCAGGACAGGUUCGCCCAGGAGAGUCCCAGCCAGGCCUAGUGCGUCCCUUCCAGCCAGGACAGGUGCUCCUAGGUGAGUCCCAGCCUGGCUUCGUGCACCCAGUUCAGCCCGGACAUGUGCACCCACUCCAGACUGGUCUAGUGCAUCCAGUUGUGUCACAACCUGGCUUAGUGCGUCCAGGGCAGUUUCAGCCAGGCCUGGUGUAUCCAGGCGAAUCGCAACCUGGCCAGCUUCUUCCACUUCAGCCUGACCAUUUUCGUCCUGGUGAGCCCUUUCCUGGGCAUGUGCAUCCUAUGGUCAUCCAGUCUAGCCUAGGUCGUCCUCUAACUCAGCAGCAAUGCCAAGUUUCUUCUGGGAGAAUACCCUGUGCAGAUGUACAAGGACCAACAGCUUGUCAUCAGACUGGAUGCUGUUAUGAUGCUAGUGAUCAGGUGACUCCAUGCUACUAUGGCAACACAGUCACUGUUCAGUGCCUUCGAGAUGGCUACUUCAUUUUGGUAAUCUCCAGGGAUAUGCUGGAUUAUCCGAUCAUUCUGGAGAGUGUCAAACUCUCCUAUGCCCAAGCAGGUUGCAGUCCAGUCAGGAAGACAGAAUCUUUCCUGGUCUUCCGCUUUCCUCUCACACAGUGUGGCACAACUGUCCAGGUGACUGGUGGCAAGUUGAUAUACGAAAACCAGCUGGUUUCUGGCCUUGACAUCCUAAAAGGUCCAGAUGGCUCUAUUACACGAGAUAGUACCUUCAUGCUUCAUGCUCGUUGUAUCUACAAUGCUACUGAUUUCCUGCCACUUCAGGUUGAAGUGUUCUCACCUCCCAGCCCAGCUCCAAUUUUCCAAGUGGGACCUCUCCGGCUUGAGCUGCGAAUUGCCACAGAUUCGAGCUAUACCUCAUACUACUCAGAUACACAGUAUCCUAUUGUGAAGAUCCUGAGAGAGCCUGUGCAUGUAGAGAUUCGCAUCCUACAGAGACUGGACCCAUCCCUAGUUCUGGUUCUCCAUGACUGCUGGGCUACUCCAAAUUCAAAUCCCCUUGAGCAAUUACAGUGGCCAAUCCUAGUAGAUGGGUGCCCAUUUGAAGGAGACAACUACAGAACCGAGCUGGUACCCAUGGGACCUGUUACAUCAGAGCUUCCCUUUCCUAACCACUACCAGCGUUUCAUCAUUUACACCUUCACAUUUGUGGAUUCUGCCCCUCAAAUGGUGCUAGAUGGUUUGGUGUACCUCUUCUGCAGCGUAUCUGUUUGCCAUCCUUCCGAUCAUGAUUCCUGCAGAGUUGCAUGUCAAAUGCCAGUGACUUCAAGAGGCCGUCGGUUUUUGAAGGAGGAGAAUGAGACAGAAUCCUUGGAUUUAGUAAGCACUUAUGGAGCUGUAAUUUUUCAAGAAAGUAUUCAUGAGAAACAAGUCAAGUGGAAGAAUGAUGUGAACUCCAGUGAAGACCUGACUCUGGUGCUUUUGGUGGUAUUACCUAUCAUUGGGAUUAUCCUAUUUAUUGCUGUGCUAGUGCUCUGGAAGAAAAGAAGCAGGAUUACAAAGUUCUAAAUUUGUUAUACAGAAAAUAUAUAAAUAAAGCUAUACCCAAUAGCUUAUAAA
Messenger RNA from Pantherophis guttatus, 2967 nucleotides. The record is from RefSeq and is a predicted model, not a curated record. NCBI's taxonomy places the organism in Eukaryota, Metazoa, Chordata, Lepidosauria, Squamata, Colubridae.